Molecule: messenger RNA, 9854 nt
Organism: Apis cerana (Asiatic honeybee)
Lineage: Eukaryota; Metazoa; Arthropoda; Insecta; Hymenoptera; Apidae
Product: leucine-rich repeat-containing protein 24
Molecular function (GO): protein binding
Source: RefSeq, a predicted model, not a curated record
GCGGUGACUGGAUAGAAGGGAUGGAGGGACUGGGUGGAGGGGGGUCGAAGCGGAGCGGAUUCAGGCGAGGGGGUGAAGGAUGCUGGUGGAUGAGACUGGAGGAGAGGAAAGGCGCCGUAAGGGGUGCUCGGAAUCACGGUGGUAGUGUGUACACCUUGUGUAUAUAGUCUAGCCAGAGUGGAAGAAGGGUGCGCCCUACUUCGCGUCGGCGUUUUCCCUCCUGGCAGUGUGCAACGACGUGCCGAAAGAAGGACAGAGAGAAAGCGAGCAGAGGCUAUCUCUUCGGUUCGGUGCCGGGCUUUUCAUAGUCUCUCAUUUCACGACGAGCGUCCGUGGUAUCGGUUCGAGUGUUUUGCGCGUUUCGAUGAAUAUCGGGAGUGAAAAAAAGUAGGGAAAAAGGGGGAAAAAAAGGAAAAAGAAAAAAGGAAGGAAGAAAGAAGGAAAAAGAAAGAGAGAAGCGACUGCGAAAACAGAUAUCGGGGGAUACGAGCGAGGGAAGAUCGCCUGGCACGGACAACGCCUCGGAUACAAAGUAGUGCGAGUACGAGAGCGAGAGAGAGAGCUCUCCUGUCUGUUUCGCGAGGAUAUUCCGGUGGUUCGCGUGAUACGCGAUACAUGGAAGGUGGUGGUGCGAAGUACCGUAUCGUCGAGAGUGUUAUUACCAUUAUUGGUUUUGAUCGCGGUGGUGAAUCGUAGAGGUAGUUCUCGUCAGCCUCACGGGAAGUGCACGUUGAUCGACGCGUUUACGUAAGAACGACGGACGCUCGUGGUGUAUGCUUACUCGUACGUGCUCAUAUGUAUCUCAAUGUGCGCGCGCGCGUGUGACAAGUACCGACAAAUACGGGAAGAGCAGCCAGGAAAGGAGACGGUUUUGGUCAAUUGCUGAAAAUAAUUCGGCAAUUAAUAUCGACCAUCGUGGAUUUUUCGCGGAUCAGAGAGAAAGAGAUUAUUGUCGCCAAAACGAUCGUCGUCCCGACGAAUCAAGAGGAUUCACGAAUGGACGAGCCGAGACCGUUUAAUCCCGACCCUCUCGUUUGCAUAAUUAGCCGUGCUGUACUGCAACAGCCACACGGAGAGAAGGGUUCCUAUAAACUUUGGCAUAAGGGCUGAAGUGAUGAUCAUUGUUAUUCGACGGUAGGAAUCGAACGUAUCGCUGAGAGAAAACGGAAAAGGGAUAAUCGGGGGGGGGAUAAACCUGUGUUGUCACCACGAGAUAUACUCGAAACGAAAAGCGGACAAAAAAAUGGACGUAAGCUCGUCCACGAAGAAUAUUCUCGGACGAGCGAAAAUGUAUCUCGCUUACUGAUGCGUCUGGCGAGGCCAGCGUCCUCGAAGAAGAUAAUCGGGGAGGAUAGCGCGUGUCGUGACAAGGACCAGCAUUCGACAAUAAUAAUAAACGCGUUCGUCAUGAAAAUCUUGAUAUUCUUUCUUUACGUGACAACGUUGCUGGGCAUUGUGACCAGCGACAAGUGCGCCGUCGAGUGUUCUUGCAAGUGGAAGAGCGGGAAGCGCACGGUCGAGUGUGUAAAUCGUGCCCUGACUAGCAUACCGGAGUGGGUCGAUCCGGAGACGCAAGUGCUGGACACGAGCGGCAACGACAUUCGGACUCUACCGAGCAACAUCUUCGUACGUGUACGUUUGACGAAUCUACAGCGUCUCUACCUACGCGAGUGCCGUAUCGACCGAAUCGAUAGCGAGGCACUGGCGGGCCUUACGAAUCUGGUUGAACUCGAUUUAAGCCACAAUCUCUUAACCGUAGUCCCUACUGCCAGUUUCUUGGACACGCCGUUCCUCAGGGACCUUGUACUCUCCUAUAAUCCCCUGAAGAGGGUUCACUCGCACGCGUUCAAGAGUACACCGAAUUUGGUCAAGUUAGAUUUGUCUCACACGCAACUGGUUGAAAUCGAGGCGAAAGGAUUUCGUGGCUUGGAGUUGCUGGAAAGUUUAAAGUUAAACAACAAUCAGUUAUCGACCCUUCAUCCGGGCACCUUCGAGCCAUUGAAUAAACUCACCAGUAUAGAACUACAUGACAAUCCGUGGAUUUGUGAUUGUCAUUUACGCGAAAUGAAAAUGUGGCUGGUCAAGCACAAUUUACCUACCCUCCAAGCACCACUUUGUCGUGGGCCGAAACAGUUAAUGAAUAGAACUUUUACCGAUUUGGGUAUCGACGAUUUCGCUUGUCGGCCAAUCCUCUUGAUAGCCAGCCGCUACGCCGAGGCGACGAUAGGCGAAAAUGCCAGUAUUGUGUGUAGAGUUAGCGCGAUACCACCUGCAAAAGUGAAGUGGUAUUGGAAUGGACGAUUGUUGACCAACCAUUCAGCGUUCAGCAGUUACCAGAAGAUCUUGAUCUUUGAAGACGGCCAGUUCCGGAAAAGAAGCACUUUGGUUUUGACAAACGCCCAGGAAGCGGAUUCCAGCGAAUUCUAUUGUGUAGCGGAGAAUCGUGCCGGCACCGUCGAGGCGAAUUUCACUCUUCACGUAUCUUUGAGAACUGCCGGUAUGUCUACCCUCGGCUCCGGUCACAUAGCCGGUAUAUCCGCCGCCUUGGUAGUGUUAAUUCUCUUCAUCCUCCUCGUCAUUCUCGUGUUGUUCGUUCGUUUUCGAAGAAUGCCACUGAAGGACGUGAAAUCAGCUGUACCCGCAGAAGGUGUAUCGGGCGAUAGUACGGGUGGAAAUAACGAGAACCCUUCGUCAGCGACGUCCACCACUCGUAGAAAACACGAGGAGAUCGAGACGACGUCGUUCGGGGUGGAAUCGAAGCCACCGCCGGUGUCCUUAACCCUUAGCUACGUUCAAAGACCUCAGGCAGCGGUGUUGCAAACGGAGAACGAGUAUGGUUCGAUUGGCCGUUUCGAUGAUCAGAGCCAACAGCCAUCUGUGAUGGUUGCGCCGGGUGCUUGUUUCUCAUCUACCACGUCGCUAAUGCCGAUCGACAAUCCCGAUCUUAUCAGGGACACGCGACGUGGCUCGGCAGAAGAUAUCACUCCGUACGGUGGGGCGGACUAUAGUCGUAUGGAAGUGGUGGACGAUGCAAAGAUCCUUUACUCGAGUUGUAUGUGGGAGGCGAGGGAUACGUGCAGAACAACGGUUCCGGUGAGCACGUACCCUUCGAAGGAAGCCCUGGCUGUAGUCGCGCCUAUGGUCGAGCAAUUCCCGCCUGGCGCGAAGCAAAUAAGAGUAUGGCAGAAAGGGGUUCCGGUUUUACCGCCUGUGUCAGCGUUAAAACGUGUCCUCGGAUCAACGCGUAGCUCCCCCGACGAGGGUUAUCAAGAAGGGACUGGAACUGAUGUCUAGGUACCGCUGCUUCAUUACUGUGACGCCCGGCACCGUUACCUGGAGCUUCGUAGACGCCACCAGGACGACACUGACUGCUGAGAGAGACGUCCUGUCCAGUGCCGGACGAGCGGUAGUGAAAUGAAACAAAAAAAUUCAUGAUUUAUUUAAUUAUUGAACUCCGUCGCGAUGGACACGGACGUCGACCUGUCACGUGAAUUGCGUAUACAUAUGAUAUAUAUACACAUACCACUCGUACAUACGUAUAUAUAGAACGAGAGAGUGAUCGAUGAAACGGUUUCAGAUGUAUUCCGUGGAUAUACAUAUGUGUAUAGAAAGGGUGGGGAGGUACGAAAAUGGGAAGUCGUUCCGUCGACCCAGUGGAAACGUACGUCCACUUGUCGUGAGAUUUACGUAUAGUGGUCGAUAAAAUAGUUAAAGGUGUCGUCGUGACUAAUGCACGGAACACAUAAAACGAAGAAUCUGUCGAGGAUUCGAUCGAUAAAAUCACCAUCUGCCAGUUCUCUCGAGAAAUAACGCCGCUCUCGACGAUCCGAGGACUUCGUUUCCAAACGUUUCGCGUUUUGUGUGUUCGACGUGUAGUACGAAGGAUAAUAAUACACGGAACGAUCGGUUCGAUCUGGUAAAAAAUAUCGUUUCGAUAGUCUUGCAGCACAAUGUUGACGGGUAAUAUAAUUUCUAUUAGAACGAUUUAAGAUACGCGAUGAGAAAGCAAAGAAAAAAGAAAUUAUGAAAAAUGAAAUAAAGAAGAAUAAGAAUAAGAGUACGGUAUAAACUUACCGUUUCUUAAAGUAAUGAAUACGAGAAGACUGCAGUGCAUGUUCCGAAGAAUGUGUAGAUAGACUGACGUGAGAGAAUUUCUAUUACCGUGUGUGUUUGGCUACCGUGUAUAUACUACGCACGUGGAUUUUCUAGUCAAUUUCGAAGAUGUAAUUAGAGGUUAGGUGAUUUGGAUAUGGUGCGAGCACGAUGACAAUACGAAAUCGAGAAUACGGCUGACGUGCUGUUACGUAUCAUGUAUCAUCACAGUGACGAUGUCCAGAAAAUUAAUUCGAGUCUUCGUCGCGCACCUAACGAUUCGACGAUCAGAUCAUUUUUAAUUUAAUAUUAACGGUAUCUGUCGACAUGUCUUGUAUCACUAACAUAUGAACUGCGUGCGCCUCUAUUCUUCGCAGUUAAACGUUCGUUCCUUUCAAAUAUAAUAGAGCCAGUUUUUCGCUGAAAUUAAUAUCUCUCGGUCAUCAACGUGAAUUUUCCACGGAGAAGUCAUCGUCGUGAUAGAAACAUCUGAUCGGAACCCUGUUGAAAUUGGUGAAAGAGGUGGUGCGGCGAGGAGGGAGGGGAAAACGAAACGAAAAAAAAAAAAGAAAAAGAGAAAAUACCAAGAGAAAGAAAGGAAAGAACAAAAAAGAAAUUAAUAAUAUCUGAGCGAAGUUUUCAAUUUUUUAUCUUCGAAAUGUUAGAUUUACCAAGAUGGACGUGACCUGAAGUAUAAUAUUAUUCAAAUAUACAGUUUAAUCAUAGUCCAAAAUUAUGGAUUCGCAUCAAUUGUUUUCGAGCAAAAUAUUUCACAUCCGAUCGUUUAGAUUUACGUGUGUGUAGAUAGAAUGAUAAGUUGAAUCGAUUCUAUAUUAUUAAUCGAGGACACUAAUUCUAACCGUACACGAAAGUAUUUUCCACGAAAAUGCUUGUUUUGUUACUAUAAUGAUUCGAAAUGUCCAAAGUUAAAUUGCGAUAAUUUUUUACGUUAUUAUUUUUCCUCUUUUUUUUUAAUUUUCUCAGUUCCUUUUCUUCUUUUUUUUUUCUCUCUCAAUUCUUUAAUACAUAUUUUUCUUUCAUUACAAUUUCUCUAACACAUAGACUGUUUAAUUUGGUAUCGUUAAAGAACUUUUUAUUGGUCAUUUGCCACUUGUGAAGUUCUCCUUCUAUUAUUAAUUACUUAAACUUUAUUAGUCAAGUUUUGAUCGUUCAAACUUAGUUUAAUGAAUGUAGAUUUUAUAGAAUUUACACAUGAAAUUGUUAAGGCAGAUACACGAGGAAAGGUUUUACAUUAUAUUUUAAAUACUUGAAAUUUUUAACAGUGUAUGUCCAUUGGUUUUGAUAGGUUGUUUUCUAGAUAGAACACAUUCAAUUGAUUAGAUUGGAAUGAAAGUAUCACAUUGAUUGCUUUGCAUAUUAAAAAUUCUUUUUCAUUACAGAUUGCAAUUGAGAGAAAGUUUGAUAUUAUUGAUUUUACAUCAAAUUUAUAGCUAUGCAUGUUUGAAUCUAGUGUUUGGAAUUUUUUUCUUUUUUUAUUUGUAUAAAAAUAUUCUUUUAUCAAUAUAAUAGUAUCAAAUAAAUCUCUAACUCAUUUUAGAGAGAUAUAUUCUGACAUAUAGUGUGAAAAUUUAUAGCAAGUUUUUUUAUAUAAUUUAUAACAUAGUAAUAAUUAUAUAUAAAUAUAGGAAAAAAGUAAUUUUAAAAAAUCAUUUUUCUUACAAAUCUUAUUUUGAAAUAUAGAUAUGUUACCAGAUAUGGAGAUACUAUUAAUAAUUAAUAUGCAUUUAAGAUUGAUAAUUAUAUUUUUACUCAGCUAUAACUUGAUCUAUAUCUUACACUAUAAUUAUGUCUUAACUAUUAUUAAUGUAACUAUAUAUUAACUAUAUCUUACUCUAUAUCUGCUUUUUUUAAAAUAUUUUUUUUUUUUUGAGGUUCUGUCAGAAAGCUACUCAGAAAUAAAGAAGUAAUUUCAAGAAAGUAUGAGAUAAUGGCUAAAUUGAAAAAUGGAAAGCUGUACAAAUACAGGAACUUGAGUUAAUUAACCGUCUCAAAAUAAAGCACAGAUUUCGCUUUUAAUAUUUUUUAAAAAUAAUUUUCUUAAAAGUCUGGUAAGAAUAACAAUUAUUAUUAAUUAUAUUUUUACUUUUGCAUUACUCUUCUAUAUCUGUUACUUCUCUUGUAACACUUUGUUCGUGUCUCCUGUUAAAAAAGACUAGGAUAAGAAAGUACAAUUUCAAAGAGAAAGUGCAAAGUAAUGGGUAAAUUGAGAAAUGGAAAAACGCGCAAAUACAGAGGCUUUAAGUUAAAUAACUGCAAGAAACUUGUUCAAUGUUAUACGUUUAGAAGAAGAAAGAGGGGAACAAUAACUGUUUCGAAGGAAGGAAAGAAAGAGGUCUGAAAAAAGAAAUGCGAAGCAAGGAAGAAAGUGGUGUAAAACAAACUGUGAACAUAUUGUCUAAAGGAGCUCGCUAUUCGCAGAAGAAAGAGCUAUUGUGCGCAUAGUGAAGAAGAAAAUUCUCAUACAGACGGCUGCUAAUGCAACGUCAAAGAUUCGACCGAGUGCGGGAAAACGAUUUGAAAAAAAUCUUUCGAAAUGGUAAAAAAUUGAAAUCGUCGAAACUGUUGGCGCUGUCCGUUGUUUGCGAGAGAAACUGAAUUCACCGGCUGGAAUCGGUUGGUCAGAGAUAAAAAACAAAAAAAAAACGCGAAGAGGAAGAAACCGAAAAGAGGGGAACGAAUGGAAGAAGAAACGAACAGAGAAAGACUGUCGGAGAAAAAACAUAUUCAUUUCCGUGUAAUGUUUCCAGUUUUAACCAAGUGGAGCGCAAUAUCUGGCGACAGAAGAAAAUUUAAUAGCGUUUUUAUUUUAUCUCGCGAAGGGCGUGGAAAUCAGGGACAAGUUUCUUGCUGAAAGAAAAUUUCAACUCAUAAUUAAGCGCAGCGAAAGUUUCAUUAAGCCGGUGAAGAUUUAUGACGGCAAAUGAUGUCGGUAAUUUACCCAUCGCGGGAAAAAUCAUAAAUUAACACACGCGUGCAUGUAUGGACAGUUUGAAGGAUAAUCUCAGAUCGAGUCUGGAUAUUUGACUCUUCACUGUUAAUUUCGCCUGUCCCAUUGGGGUAAUCGUUUAAAAUUCUCGGUUAAUGGACGGAUGUAACCGUGCGAGAACGUCUGGAAACUCUGUCCCAAUUUCUAUGACGUUAACUUAGGAGAACGUUUAUGGGGUUAUACUCGAGCGUAAAUCGGGAAAAAUUUAGGUUCCACGGAGGGCUGGUUUAAUUAAAUAUUUAAGGAAUGAAUGGGGCUGGGGCAAAAAUGAAUUUAAAUUCUUAGAAACUGAGAUGUAUUAAAACUUGAAACUAGUUUCGAAUAGUUAGAACUAGUUUCGACUAGUUUUGAUUAGUUAAUGACUCUUUAAAAAUAAUUUUGUCUAGACUAAAAUUAAUUUGAACUAGUUAAUAUAUAGUUCCAACUAGAUAAAAUUAAUUUUGAAUUAAUACUGUAUUUCAUUAAACAUUUUAGAAAAGAAUGAGCAAAAAUGAGUUAUAUUCUAAUUGUGUUGUUAAACAAAAAAUUUAACGUUAUUUAAUUCAAUUUUUCGAUAUAACUUUAUUUAACUUUAAAUUAAAUUGAAAAAUUCAAUUAAAUAAAUUUGACAAUCUCAACUCUCGAAAAGUUUUGAACAAUCUGAAAAUUGAAACAUGUUUGAAGUCAUCUCUUAAAUAAGAAAUGCUCUACUUCUAUUAGCAUGCGUAUAUGUUAUCAUGUUAGGUCACACUACGUUGCGAAUUACUCUCCCGGUAACAUUCACUUCGAUGUCUCGCGACAUCAAUAAGUGUAACAAGGUAACUACACAUCCUCCAGACAUUUCUCUAACUUGCGACGAUUAAAUUAUUCCCUAAGCGCGUGUAUCUCCCCCCGAUAUUCCAACUAUUAUUAUUCAUUUGGCUCUAGAGUAUAAAGAAGAAAGUAAAUCUCGGUUCGUUUCAUCAUCGAGAGAAAUGUCGACGAGAAAAAAAAACAAAGGCCCGUUUAAAGCCUUCCAAAUCCUCGGUCGGUUUCUGCGCUCACGUUUUCGCGGUUAUAUCUUCGAUCCAAUCGUGAGUCGACUAAGCUGAAACACGACUUGACCGUCACGACUUGGUCGUCUUUUUCUCUCCCCUCAAGGCUUGUCCUUCUUCCAUUUUUUUUUUUCUAUUUUUUUUUUUCGCAGCCGACCUUCCAAUCUCUUUCAACCGCGAUGCCCUUGCCUCCGUUAAUGAAGUAGGCGCGAAUAGACUUCCUACUCUUUCCCCUCUCUGUCUGCUUGUUCUCUCAACACCACUCUCUUCUCUUUCUUCUAUUCUUUCCCUCACAUCUCCGCUAUUUUUUCCAUUUCGAUCGUCUCGCAUUCAGUCUGUUUCCCUCGGGGUUGGCUCGCAAUCGACACUAAUUCCUGUCUCGUAUGACGUCGAUGGAUUCGAGUAUGUUCGUGUUUGAACGAAAUCACUUAUAUUUACGCACACAUACUGGUCUCGUAUCUUUCGACUAUAUCCGACGUAACGUUUGGACAUGUGGUCAGUGUUCGGAAUUGAUCGGAACAGAUCGGCACCGAUCGUGGCCACUCGUAAUCGUCAUAUAUCGGAAACGUACAUACAGCCUUUUAAUAUUCGUGGAGAUAUUUUUAGGGAAUUUAGAGGAAUCUAGAGUUAAAACAAACACUAGAGUUGAUAUAUAAAAAACGAUUGAGGUUUAUUUAUUAAGUCAUGAACAGUUUUAAGGUCGUGUUAAAAUGAUAUUGAAGAAUAGUGGAGAAUAGCUCGUGGUCAUAUAACGAAUUCGAGGUUAUAUUCGGACACUACUAAACAUACGCUACAUAUACACGCACACGGAUAGAUGGUACGGAUGAAGAUGCAGGUAAAUAUGACCGUGUAUGCAAGUAGACGUUCGCGCAUACACUUGAGACCAACGUAAAUAUCCGUUACACAUAUAUGGAUAGAGAACAAACAGAUAUAGAGUUGGUGGAGUUAGGGGGGGUGUAUCCAUGGAUGCGACGCAUCAUUUUUCAGUUGGAAAAUGCGAAUUCAGCCGCGGCCUGAAAAUUCACAUCGAGGCCUCAUAAUGCAUCCGACUGCUAUCACCGACGAGCUGACAACUAUUCCGAUUCCACUCCUUCUUUCUCUUCCUCUUUAUUCUUCUCUUGCGUUCGCUGAUUCUUCUUUUUUUUUUUUCAUCGUCUAGCCAAUCUUGCCUCCUGCGUGUUCCUAUCCUCGUUUCCACGAUUCCUUGCUACGAUUGGGAAAGUACUUAGAGAUAUAGGGAGCGUGUUUAAAAAUUGAUGCCCUAUAGUUGCUUUCGAUUGCAGUAAUCAAACGAUGCCGCAAGUUUAAAUGAAGGUAACUCGAUUUUCUUCCUGUGCUGCGUAAUCAACGGCGGUAUGGUGCAAUUGUAAUUAUGUUUUUAUAUUUGUUUGCGUUAUAAAAGGAAAAUCUUUUAAUCUUUUUGUAGUGAUAACAAUGAAUUGAAAGUUUUGUUUAAAACAAAUUUUUGUUAAGUUUUUAAUUAGUUUAUAAUAUCAAAUAUAUAAAUUAAUUUAAUAUGAAACUAAACUUUAUAAAAUAAUUAAUAUUAUUUAGUACUAUUUUUUAAAAAAUUUAAGACUAAAUAGCUUUAAGAAGGAUAUGAGGGAUUGAUAUAAUUAAAUUUAAAUAUAUUAGAUUAUUUAAUGUUUCAUAUAAUAUUAUAUUAUAUAUUAUACUUAAACCGUGUAAUUCUACGUCUUUGAUAUUUAUUAAGGAAUUAUAUAAAUUCCAGCUUCUUGUUC